AGCAUUGUAUCAUUUGUUUGCUUAAUGAAUAAAAGCUACAUAACAGAUUGGCCACUUGGGAUCUUUUUGUGGUUCCUACUGAUAUUUAUGCAAAUCUGUUAUAUGCUGACAUUUAUUUCUAGAUACUGUUUAAAAUUCCCAAAAGAUAUAUUUUAUUUUACUUUUUGAAAAAGAAUAAAAUAAAAUCCUGAGCGUGUUAAUGUGAAAAGAAUAUGCACGUCCAUGCGUUAUCUGUCAUAAUUGAAUUAGCCACCAGCAUGUUUCUCAUGUAUCUUUUUAUGAGAUUUUGUUCUUUUGCCUGUAGUUCUGUUGGAUGGGCACUCCAGAAAAUCAGCUAAGCUAAUGAAUAGGACUAUGAAGCAGUCGAUACAGAAACGAGAUGACACGCCUUUGCAUUUUGCGGUUAGGACUCAAAAUCUGGAAUUGGCUUUGGAGAUACUGGCUAAGAGUGAAGAUAUAGAAUUGAAGGAGUUGAUGUGCAAGCAAAAUUAUUCCGGUGAAACUGCCCUUUAUGUUGCCGCUGAGUAUGGAUAUGUCGAUUUUGUGAAAGAGAUGAUCAAGUAUUAUGAUAUUGCGGAUGCCAGUAUCAAAGCUAGGAAUGGCUCUGACGCUUUCCAUAUAGCUGCUAAACAAGGAAAUCUAGAGGUGGUAAAGAUUCUGAUGGACGCUCUUCCGGAGCUUUCUAUGACUUUUGAUCAAUCCAACACCACCGCACUGCACAGUGCUGCAGCACAAGGUCACACUGAAGUUGUUAAAUUUCUUAUGGAGAAAAAUAGCAACUUGGUCACCGUAGGAAAAAGCAACAAGAAGACAGCCUUGCAUUCAGCCGCGAGAAAUGAACACUUGGAGGUAGUAAAAGUCCUGCUGAGCAAAGAAACUGAGAUUGCUUUGAUGACUGACAAGAAGGGACAGACAGCUUUACAUAUGGCUGUCAAGGGACAGAGUGUUGAGGUGGUUAAUGAGCUUAUAUCUUCGAAACCUGAUCUGAUCAAUAUGGCUGAUAACAAGGGAAACACCCCAUUGCAUAUGGCAACCCGGAAAGGUCGGACAAAGAUUAUCCGCGCACUAUUAAGUCACAAAGAAAUCUUGGACAAAAAAGCCUUGAAUAAAUCUGGAGAAAGUGCUUUUGAUACUGCUGAAAAAACCAGUAAUUCAGAGAUUGCAAGUAUCCUACGAGAGUAUGGGGUCCAAAGUGCGAAAACUAUGAAGUUAAAACCAGCACCAGCACCAACUACUGCCAAGGAAUUGAAACAAACAGUAAGUGAUAUUAAACAUGAGGUUCACUAUCAGAUUGAGCACACGCGACAAACAAGGAAACAGAUGAAAGGAAUCGGCAAGCAGAUCAACAAAAUGCAGUUAGAAGGGCUCAACAACGCGAUAAACUCCACCACAGUUGUUGCUGUUUUAAUAGCCACUGUUGCAUUUGCUGCUAUAUUUACGGUCCCUGGCCAGUAUGUUGAUGACCCUAAAGAAGCCACUCAAGAAAAAAUUCUUGGGGAGGCGAAUAUUGCUCCAAAACCCCAGUUCACAAUUUUCCUUAUAUCCGACUCCCUUGCACUAUUUAUAUCCUUGGCUGUUGUGGUGGUUCAGACUUCCAUUGUAGUCGUCGAAAAGAAGGGGAAAAAGCAAAUGAUGGCAAUUAUCAACAAGCUCAUGUGGUUGGCUUGUGUCUCUAUAUCAGUGGCAUUUCUUGCGCUUUCUUUUAUUGUUGUAGGAGAGGAUCAACGGUGGCUAGCAGUGGCAGUAACAGUAAUAGGCACAUUGAUCCUGGCCACAACGCUGGGGACGAUGAUUUACUGGGUUAUUUUAAAUCGCAUUGAGGCUUCCAACUUGAGGAGUAUUCGCAGAUCUGCAAGGAGUAGCAAGUCUCAAUCAUUUUCACAACAUUACACUCUAUCGGAUUCAGAAAACAACGAUUACAAGAAUCUUUAUGCAAUAUAAUUAUGCCACAGCUUACAGGCCAGUUCCGUUUUUCUUUUGCAAAAUCAUACAUGCAUAUCUUGACGAAGAUUGCUGGAAAUUUUUGUACUGAAAUUGUCAUUUAGCUUUUGUAUAUCAAUUUUAUGGAAUCGGCAUUUGGCUUUA
Daucus carota subsp. sativus is the source of this 2085-nucleotide messenger RNA. Its product is annotated as ankyrin repeat-containing protein At5g02620. NCBI's taxonomy places the organism in Eukaryota, Viridiplantae, Streptophyta, Magnoliopsida, Apiales, Apiaceae. The coding region runs from base 343 to 1941 and encodes 532 amino acids. Gene Ontology annotation, molecular function: protein binding. The record is from RefSeq and is a predicted model, not a curated record. The transcript has 4 exons. Gene Ontology annotation, cellular component: plasma membrane.